Messenger RNA from Amoebophrya sp. A120, 1129 nucleotides. Lineage: Eukaryota; Dinophyceae; Syndiniales; Amoebophryaceae. The record is from the annotation of a GenBank genome assembly.
AUGUGUACCGGAUCGUGGAAGCGGACGUGGGCGGUUGCACUUACUGCACGACGGGAAAGGAUUCGGGCUUCGAAAAGUUGGCGUCCAUCACCUCCGUCGGAGUCAACAAUCAGGGGGCCGCCCCUUGCCUCCAAGAAUCUGGCGUUCAGAUCGCUGUCCCCUUUGGUUCGCCCUUAUGCAUUCGACAAAGAUGUCGCAGCUCUCGACGUACGUGUUCAUCACAUUGCGUUUGAUAUUUGAUAUAUAGGUGCAGAGUACACAAUGAUCAUGCUGUAAAAAAAAGGCAAUUUUUGAGUCGUUACAACAUGCUGGAAAAGAAAAUGCAAAUCGAACUUGAUUAACAUGUGUAUGGGUAUGUAAACUAAAAAUACCAGUUUACUCAAUUCCACUUCCUAAAACUUGAGCGCGAAACUUUUUCACAUAAUAGCUUUUGUCCGACCAUGCCGGUGGAAACGAUAGAAAUUUCACACCGCCUCGCUUCAUCAUGUAUGUGGACAACCCGGACUAUGCGGCGGGUCUGAUCAACACUGCUAUGGAGAAUGCGCAGCAAUGGAGAGGACCACAAGCGCCGCCGCAGAUGAUGAUGCAGGGCCCGCCCGGAGGUGGUGGGCCAGCUGUCGGCACCAAGGAAAAGCUCAAAGAGCUCACGGAAAUGUACCAGAUGGGACUCGUGUCCCCCGCGGAGUUUGAAAGCAAAAAAGCGCAGCUGCUAGCGGGAAUGUGAGCGACGGAAGAUCUGCUCGGGAAGACUAUUGGGCAUUUAAUACGUCGCCUAAUUUUGAUUCAUCUUGUAGUUUCUGCAUUUCGAUUUGAGCAUCAGGUGGACUUAAGUACAAAAAUCCUUCAGCAGCGUUUUGGUAGAAUAUUGGUUUUCCUUUCCAGUAGAACAGAACGAUUUUCAUUUCUUGUUGUAGAGAAUUGUGUGCGACUUUAUUUCCUAAUAUCAUCUUGUGGCAUGAUGAUGUUGAUGAUGAUGAUGAUGAUCCGGAAGCACAGCUUUGCCAUGGAUGUGCCAAUUGGUUCUUCAUGAAAGUUAAGCGUGUGGUGCUCUCAAUUUGAAUAUUUUUCAAUGAGAUAAUCACUUUCGGUUCUCCUGCUUGGAGGAUUAGGAUUCCUCUUUCGGUUUGGC